AUGUCCGCCCGCCUCGAUCGCCUCGAGAAGGUGUACACCAGGCUGAACGCCCGUCUAUUCGGCUUCAGCGAGGCGUCCGAGCUGGUGCAUCGGCACGCCGUGUUCUACUCCGGCACGGCGCAGGAGUACGACCAAUUGGAGCUGGAGCUGGAGAAGGACGGGCAGGAAGAGGCGGAGGUGGCGGCGGGGCCAGUGGAGGCGGCGACGGGCGUGAAGAAAGAGGAGGGGAAGAAGGAGGACGACGGCGGGGUCGACGACGAGGAGGAUGAGGAAGAGGCGGAGGUGGCGGCGGAGGUGGAGGCGGCGGCGGAGAAGGUGGCGGCGAAGAAGAAAGUGAAGAAGAAGGGCCAGGCGCAGCCGAAAAAAAAGAAGGGCAACAAGGCGGUGGCGGAGAAGAAAGAGAAGAAGAAGAACAAGGACGACAAGAAGAAGGACGUGGCGUCGGAGGGCGGCGACACCGGCGCCGAGGACGACGACGAGGAGGAGCAGGACGAGCCAGUGGAGCACGGCGACGACAGCCACGACGAUGUGCGGGGGCCGGGCCGUCCGCCGAUCUACGAUAAGACGAAGGGGCAGUGCCCGGAGUGUGCCCGGCGGGACGUGAAGCUGACCAAGGCGCUCGGGGUCUUCGCCUGCGACCGCUGCGUGAGGCGCUUCAGGCGCACUGUCCAGCGUCUGCCCAUGAAACGCUGCCUGAACAAGUGCGGGCUGAAAACCCAUUGCGCCUACCACCGUGUCCUCCGCAAGCUGGCUCUCGGCUACAAGCUUCCGAAGGGCAAGAAGAAUAAGCGGUGCCCGGACUGUCGUGCGGUGCCCGUCACCCUGUACAACAGCGUCGGGCCGUUCGUCUGCGCCGGCUGUAUUGACAGAUUCAGGCGGGCAGUGCAGCGGAUGCUCCCAGAGGCCUGCCGCAAGACGACCUGCGGCAUCCGGAGUGAGCUU
Mesorhabditis spiculigera is the source of this 942-nucleotide messenger RNA. The record is from the annotation of a GenBank genome assembly. Lineage: Eukaryota; Metazoa; Nematoda; Chromadorea; Rhabditida; Rhabditidae.